ACUCUUAUAAUAAGCUCCAUAUAUAUUACUAUAUACUAAGAUUUUAUUAGCUAAGUUCACCGAAGAUUUAUAAAGCUAUGGGAAAUUGCUUAGUUCUUCAUCAUCAUGAGAACAAUAUGGUAAGAGUAAUGAAGAGUGAUGGGAAAAUUCUAGAGUACAAAGCUCCCAUUAAGGUGCACCAAGUUCUAGCACAAUUUUCAGGCUAUCAUGCAAUAUCAAAUUCACUACAACCCAUUCAUCAUCUUCACCCUAAUACCAAACUUCUCAAAGGUCAGAUAUUCUACCUUGUGCCUAUGUCGCCGUCGCGGUCGCGGUCGCCGAAGUCUAGUAGCAAGAAGAAGAAGGUGAGAUUUGCUGAACAAGAAGUAGUAGUGGAAGGAAAAGGUGCAAAGGAAAAUAUUAAUACUAAUGAUGAUGAUAAUAAUAAUAAUAAUGGAGUGGUUAGGAUCAAAAUUGUUAUAAGUAAGCAACAACUUCAUGAUAUGAUGAUGCAAAAGGGAGAGAUUAUUUCGGUUGAUGAAUUAUUAUCUUUGGUGGAUCAUGGUGAAAAUAGUAAUGGUGAAGAAUGUGAUGAUGAUAAUAAUAAUAAUGAUGGUUCUAUAGGGUGGAAACCAUGCUUAGAAAGUAUACCCGAAUUAUGUUAAUAAUUUGGGAAGUUAGAUCUUAUUAUAAGAAUAU
Molecule: messenger RNA, 678 nt
Organism: Arachis duranensis
Lineage: Eukaryota; Viridiplantae; Streptophyta; Magnoliopsida; Fabales; Fabaceae
Exons: 1
Coding region: 78-644 (188 amino acids)
Source: RefSeq, a predicted model, not a curated record